CCACUAUGAGAUGUGAGAACUCUCCGCAGAGUAGACAGAACAGAACGCAUGCGUCACAGAGUAUACAGUAGACACAUCCCCAUUCCCAUUCCACCGCUCUCUCUCUCUCUCUCUCUUCUGAAUCCCCUGCUUCUGUUUGGCCUGACCAACACAGAGACGCCAUGGAUGCCAAGCAAAAGCGUCUAAGGCCGAAACUCGACCGCCGAAACGCCAUCAAGAACAUCGACUACGACGCGCCGCCGCCCUCUUCCUUAACCACUUCCUCUUUCGACGGCGACCAUUCUUCGCCGCCCCCGGGUCUCCGAAGUCGCUCCCUUGACCUUUUCCAGUUCUCCGAGAACCAAACCAGCUUCCGAGUGAAGGGCGUGGAAGGUGAAUUCGACCUCAUUUGCCGCUCCUUGGGGCUUUCCGGGCCCGAAGACUUCGCCAUCCCCACCGCCGCCUGGGAGGCCCAGAAGGCCCGCUCUUCCUCCGACCUCUCCUUCCGCUCUGGCCCCCGAAACCACUCUUCUUUGGCUAAACCGGAGCCCCACAGCGAAUUUCAGGCUAGGGUUGGCCUCGGUGCUGGCGACUCCAAGCAAAAUCGUUCCAAUUUAGCUGAGCGCGAGAGCAGAAGAAUAAGGGUUAGCUCGGACUCUGUCACGGUGGGGCCAAGUGGAGGAAUUAAGGGUGCUCGGCCGCCAGUGAUGCUGCGGCCUUUGGUGGAUAACGUGGGCUCCACGUGGGAUAUUCUGAAAUCAUUUGCUCCUCCUCAAAGCGAUGCGGCUUCGAAUGAGGAGGUUAGUGGAGGAAUUGGCGAGAGGGAAGAUUCAGAGGAGGGGGUGAGGUUGGGCGAGACCGACUGCGGUUUGGAAUCUUCUUCAUCUAGAUCGAACUGUAACGAUAAUGGUGAUCAUGAUGAUGUCGUUCGCACAUCUAGCGUCAUUUCGGUGAGUAGUCUUUCACCGAGCGUGACAUUGAGACGCAGCAUUACGUCCUGGCAAAAGGGUGAGCUUCUGGGAAGUGGGUCUUUCGGAACCGUGUUUGAAGGCUUCACUGAAGAUGGGUUCUUUUUUGCUGUUAAGGAGGUUUCGUUGUUGGAUCAAGGAAGCCAGGGCAAGCAGAGUAUUUUACAACUUGAGCAGGAGAUUUCUCUCCUAAGUCAAUUUGAACAUGAGAAUAUAGUUCGGUAUUUUGGAACAGACAAGGAUGAAAGCAAACUUUAUAUCUUCCUUGAGCUUGUAACUAAAGGGUCACUUUCAAGUCUAUAUCAUAAGUAUCGCUUGAGGGAUUCUCAAGUCUCUGCUUACACAAGACAGAUUUUGAACGGAUUGAUGUAUCUUCAUGAUCGGAAUGUGGUUCACAGGGAUAUCAAAUGUGCUAAUAUAUUGGUGGAUGCAAGUGGAUCAGUAAAACUUGCAGAUUUUGGGUUGGCAAAGGCAACCAAAUUGAACGAUGUUAAGUCUAGCAAAGGCUCUCCAUUCUGGAUGGCCCCUGAGGUUGUUAAUCUAAAGAACCGUGGCUAUGGGCUUGCAGCCGAUAUAUGGAGCCUUGGAUGUACCGUAUUGGAGAUGUUAACGCGUCGGCCACCAUACUCACACUUGGAAAGCAUGCAAGCACUAUUUAUGAUUGGCAAGGGUGAACCUCCUCCAGUUCCUGAUUCCUUAUCAAGAGACGCCCGGGAUUUCAUACUCGAAUGCAUAAAAGUUAACCCAAAUGAUCGGCCUGCUGCAGCUCAGUUAUUGGACCAUCCAUUUGUGAGGAGACCUCUUCAAAAUUCCCUUGACCCUAUUGUUGGGAACAUAUAUGUGAAUCAAACACGUCAAUAAUAGCGGAAAAAAUCUCAGGGUCGAGUUCCAUGAUAAACAUAGCACCAGUUUUUUCAAAAACACUAAACAUCAUGUUAGAGAACAAGGCAUAAUCGCAUGCCUUGAUAGGUGUGUAGCUAGGGUUUUGAUGAUGAAUGGCUAGGGUAGUGCUCUAUAGACCUUCUGAUCCGCUUUUCAAUUCCAAUGUGUGGUCAGGAGUGUGGGGUCUUAUGCACAAGGCCUCCUUAUUCUGUGAGUAGUUGUGGGAAAACAGAAUUAUUACCGAUUGAAAUGGGUUAAGUGAGACAAUGAAAGUUUGUAUCAUUCUCUCUUUUGAAAUGGGUUAUUUGUACACACUCAUAUUUGGUGUUGGACCUAUGCAUGGAUGUAAGUGUGGACAAAUAUCAUUUGCCCUCUCUUUUUGUAUGUGUACAUUUUAUAAAUUGCCAAGGAAAAAAAUUCAUCCUCUCCGGAUCACA
Messenger RNA from Alnus glutinosa, 2266 nucleotides. RefSeq names its product mitogen-activated protein kinase kinase kinase 1-like. Gene Ontology annotation, biological process: protein phosphorylation. The coding region runs from base 162 to 1808 and encodes 548 amino acids. NCBI's taxonomy places the organism in Eukaryota, Viridiplantae, Streptophyta, Magnoliopsida, Fagales, Betulaceae. Gene Ontology annotation, molecular function: protein kinase activity; ATP binding. The record is from RefSeq and is a predicted model, not a curated record. The transcript has 8 exons.